AUGCUUCUAACAGAUUUUUUCCUGAGAACAGAUAAGAAUAAUAAAAUUGGAAUCAAAGGGGAACCUAAUUAUGUAUCUGAAGUGGUCAACUAUGGGAAUGUUUGUAAAAGAGGAAAGUCUUAUGAAAAUAUUAAACCUACGUUGAUGAAUAUUGGAGUUCCUGUAAAAACAGAAAAAUUAAAUGACGUCAGACAACUAUUGAUUAAACAUUUCGGAGAAGACUGGAUUACUAUUGAAAAUCUUCAAUAUUAUAAGUUUUUACAAGAAGAAGAAAAUGAAAGUAAUUUAAUAGAAACUGACUCUGAAGAAACUCUAAUGGAAGAUGAAAUAGAUAUAAGAGUGUAA
Molecule: messenger RNA, 345 nt
Organism: Parnassius apollo (apollo)
Lineage: Eukaryota; Metazoa; Arthropoda; Insecta; Lepidoptera; Papilionidae
Source: the annotation of a GenBank genome assembly